UAAAACCAAGCGCGUAACAUAGAGCGGCAUUUCUACUUACUCAGAAAGAGAAGUACAUCUCAGCAAUGGCAAGAACCAAGCAGACCGCUCGUAAAUCCACCGGUGGUAAAGCCCCGAGGAAGCAGCUCGCUACUAAAGCCGCCCGGAAGAGCGCCCCAGCCACCGGCGGCGUCAAGAAGCCCCACCGUUACAGGCCCGGGACCGUGGCUCUCCGAGAGAUCCGCCGCUAUCAGAAGUCCACCGAGCUGCUGAUCCGCAAACUGCCUUUCCAGCGUCUGGUGCGAGAGAUCGCUCAGGAUUUCAAGACGGACCUGCGCUUCCAGAGCUCCGCUGUCAUGGCCCUGCAGGAGUCCAGCGAGGCUUAUCUGGUCGGUCUGUUCGAGGACACUAACCUGUGCGCCAUCCACGCCAAGAGAGUCACCAUCAUGCCCAAAGACAUCCAGCUGGCCCGCCGCAUCCGCGGAGAGCGCGCUUAAACCCGCCGCUGCAAAACAAGAUC
Molecule: messenger RNA, 499 nt
Organism: Carassius auratus (goldfish)
Lineage: Eukaryota; Metazoa; Chordata; Actinopteri; Cypriniformes; Cyprinidae
Product: histone H3-like
Exons: 2
Coding region: 66-476 (136 amino acids)
Cellular component (GO): nucleosome
Molecular function (GO): structural constituent of chromatin; DNA binding; protein heterodimerization activity
Source: RefSeq, a predicted model, not a curated record